GCCGGCUUGCUCCGCGGCCGUGGGAUGCCCCAACGCUGACCGCUGGGGGCCCGCGUCCUCCGCUUUUGCCCGCGUAGACUCUCUGGGCCUGAUCGCUCGCCACCAUGUAAACGGCGCCCGCAGGCGGACUCUGGCUUCUCGGCCCGGGACCCCUCCGCCCCGCCCCGGGCCCCGGGGCCCUCGAUGAGGGCUUUUCCUGGUCAAUCCCAGAACUCUGGGAACAGAGAGCGGCUUCCUCCCAACGCCUCCCCUGCAAAACCACAGAUUCCACACCCCUGGGCCUCAACUUGCCUAUCUGUGAAACAGGCCCAGCUCACCUGUCUUGGGCAGAGGACACACCAUGCUGACCGGGGUGACUGAUGGGAUCUUCUGCUGCCUGCUGGGCGCGCCGCCCAACACUGUGGGACCCCUGGAAACCGUUGAGUCCAGCGAUGGCUACACCUUUGUGGAGGUCAAGCCAGGCCGCGUAUUGCGGGUGAAACACGCCGGGCCCACCCCAGCCCCCACCCCACCGCCGCCACUGCCACCCCCCAACGAUGCCCAGCGGGACCGUUCUGGCCUGGUCCGCUGCCAGCGCCGGAUCACUGUGUACCGCAACGGGCGGUUGUUGGUGGAGAACCUGGGCCGGGCACCGCAAGCUGACCUGCACUGGCAGAGCGGCUCUGGGGAGCCGCCGACUGCCCUGGAAGUGGAGCUGGCUGAGCCAGCAGGCAGUGAGGGCUGCUCUGGCCCAGGCAGCGCGGGCAGCAGCGGGCGGCGGCGGCGCACCCGGCGCCCCAAGCGGACCAUCCACAUUGACUGUGAGAAGCGCAUCACCAGCUGCAAGGGUGCCCAGGCUGAUGUGGUGCUGUUUUUCAUCCAUGGGGUUGGCGGCUCCCUGGCCAUCUGGAAGGAACAGCUGGACUUCUUUGUGCGCCUGGGCUACGAAGUGGUGGCACCUGACCUGGCAGGCCACGGGGCCAGCUCAGCGCCUCAAGUGGCCGCUGCCUAUACAUUCUAUGCGCUAGCGGAGGACAUGCGCGCCAUCUUCAAGCGCUAUGCCAAGAAGCGCAAUGUGCUCAUCGGGCAUUCGUAUGGCGUCUCCUUCUGCACGUUCCUGGCCCACGAGUACCCCGAUCUGGUGCACAAGGUGAUCAUGAUCAACGGCGGGGGCCCCACAGCGCUGGAGCCCAGCAUCUGCUCCAUCUUCAACAUGCCCACGUGCAUCCUGCACUGCCUGUCCCCCUGCCUGGCCUGGAGCUUCCUCAAGGCUGGCUUUGCCCGCCAAGGAGCCAAGGAGAAGCAGCUGCUGAAAGAGGGCAACGCGUUCAAUGUGUCGUCCUUCGUGCUGCGCGCCAUGAUGAGCGGUCAGUACUGGCCCGAGGGCGACGAAGUGUACCACGCCGAGCUCACCGUGCCAGUCCUCCUUGUCCACGGCAUGCACGACAAGUUUGUGCCCGUGGAGGAGGACCAGCGUAUGGCCGAGAUCCUGCUCCUGGCCUUCCUGAAACUCAUCGAAGAGGGCAGCCACAUGGUGAUGCUUGAGUGCCCGGAAACCGUGAACACGCUGCUCCAUGAGUUCCUGCUGUGGGAGCCGGAGCCCAUGCCACAGGCCCUGCCUGCGCCCCAGGAAGAGAAAAAGUAGCUGCGGGCAGUGGGCAUCACUUGGUGAGCAGUGGAGCUGGAGGACCUGCGGCCAGAGCCAUUUCUGCAGCGCAGCCACCUGGGCGGCCGCUUGUCCCGCCCCCGUGGGCGGGGCCAGGUCAGGGAGACGCCCCUGGGCGGGGCACUGGGGAGCUAGGUGGAAGCCCCACCCUCUGCUACUGUCCUGCGGACCCAUACUGUAUGGGGGCCGCUGCCAGGACCCCACGGAGGUGACCUUGUACAGAAGCCCCCCAACCCCCACUCCAUAGCCCAGGCAGGCUCCCACCCCCGCUCUCUGUCUUUGUCAGCGUGCUUUAUCCCGGGACCCGCGAGCCCUGCAGGGACCCUUGGGGCCACUCCCUCCCCUGAGACCCCCGCAGUACCCCCUUUCCGUCGCGCUGGGAGGUAUUGUCGCCCGAGGUGGGUGGGGUGGGGGGUCUGGCGACAUAGAACCUGCACAUCUCAACUUAUAACUCAAUAAAAAAAAAUGACAAUCGGG
Messenger RNA from Loxodonta africana (African savanna elephant), 2122 nucleotides. It is a transcript of the gene ABHD8, whose product is annotated as abhydrolase domain containing 8. Bases 341 to 1624 code for a protein of 427 amino acids. The record is from RefSeq and is a predicted model, not a curated record. Gene Ontology annotation, molecular function: catalytic activity. NCBI's taxonomy places the organism in Eukaryota, Metazoa, Chordata, Mammalia, Proboscidea, Elephantidae. The transcript has 6 exons.